Messenger RNA from Penaeus indicus, 1494 nucleotides. RefSeq lists its product as uncharacterized. Lineage: Eukaryota; Metazoa; Arthropoda; Malacostraca; Decapoda; Penaeidae. The coding region runs from base 1 to 1494 and encodes 497 amino acids. The record is from RefSeq and is a predicted model, not a curated record. The transcript is spliced from 4 exons.
AUGACCUGGUUAAUCGUUGCAUAUGGCAUUGCUGCAUCACGCAAAUGGUCAAUCUUGUUUGAAAUAUACACCAAUCCCGACGAAAAUAUGGAAAUGAGGCAGAAGCACCAAUUGCCAUCAGGUGUCACAAACCCAGAGGACCAGAGUGCCACCGAGAACCAGAGUGCUACAGAGAACCAGAGUGCCACCGAGAACCAGAGUGCCAUGGAGAACCAGAGUGAUAAAGAGAACCAGAGUGCCACAGAGAACCAGAGUGCCACAGAGAACCAGAGUGCCACAGAGAACCAGAGUGCCACAGAGAACCAGAGUGCCACAGAGAACCAGAGUGCCAAAGAGAACCAGAGGGCCACAGAGAACCAGGAUGCCACAGAGAACGAGAGUACCACAGAGAACCAGAGUGCCACAGAGAUCCGGAGUGCCACAGAGAACCAGAGUGCCACAGAGAACCAGAGUGCCACAGAGAACCAGAGUGCCGCAGAGAACCAAAGUGCCACAGAGAACCAGAGUGCCACAGAGAACCAGAGUGCCAUAGAGAACCGGAGUGCUAAAGAGAACCAGAGUACCACAGAGAACCAGAGUGCCACAGAGAACCAGAGUGCCACAGAGAACCAGAGUGCCACAGAGAACCAGAGUGCCACAGAGAACCAGAGUGCCAAAGAGAUCCGGAGUGCCACAGAGAACCAGAGUGCCGCAGAGAACCAAAGUGCCACAGAGAACCAGAGUGCCACAGAGAACCAGAGUGCCACAGAGAACAGGAGUGCUAAAGAGAACCAGAGUACCACAGAGAACCAGAGUGCCACAGAGAACCAGAGUGCAACAGAGAACCAGAGUGCCACAGAGAACCAGAGUGCCACAGAGAACCAGAGUGCCAAAGAGAACCAGAGUGCCACAGAGAACCAGAGUGCCAAAGAGAACCAGAGGGCCACAGAGAACCAGGAGUGCCACAGAGAACCGAGAGAGAACCGGAGUGCCACAGAGAACCGGAGUGCCACAGAGAACCAGAGUGCCACAGAGAACCAGAGUGCCAUAGAGAACCAGAGUGCCACAGAGAUCCGGAGUGCCAAAGAGAACCAGAGUGUCACAGAGAACCAGAGUGCCACAGAGAACCAGAGUGUCACAGAGAACCAGAGUGUCACAGAGAACCAGAGUGCCACAGCGAACCAGAGUGCCACAGAGAACCAGAGUGCCACAGUGAACAAAUGGCACAGAGAAACAGAGUGCCACAGAGAACCAGAGUGCCACAGAGAACCGGAGUGCCACAGAGAACCAGAGUGCCACAGAGAACCAGAGUGCCACACAGAAAGAAAGUGCCACAGAGAACCAGAGUGCCACACAGAAAGAAAGUGCCACAGAGAACCAGAGUGCCACCGAGAACCAGAGUGCCAAAGUGCCUCAGUGCCUUCCAUUCCCUCAGUCAUGGGCCCCGGGAGGAACAGUUCACACGUCAGCUUGAACCCGUGCCGAUGGCCCCCUUUGCGAACCGUGUCUCUUUAA